Uloborus diversus is the source of this 165-nucleotide messenger RNA. Its product is annotated as zinc finger protein 596-like. The record is from RefSeq and is a predicted model, not a curated record. The transcript has 3 exons. NCBI's taxonomy places the organism in Eukaryota, Metazoa, Arthropoda, Arachnida, Araneae, Uloboridae. The annotation marks the transcript as partial.
AUGACUCUUGAAAAUGCAGCUGUUAUGCAAACGAUGAAGCUGGCAGAAAGUGGAAGUUUGAAACGCCAUUUCAGGACACACACUCAAGAAAAAUCCUAUUCUUGUGAAAUUUUGAGGACACAUACAAAAGAAAAACCAUAUUCAUGUGAAAUUUGUAAAAAGUCA